AUGAUGACAAUUCGUCUUAUUGAUAUGAUUGUAUUUUCACCUGAGAAACCUCUUUCACUUCAAUCAUAUGUUGGAAAAUUUCUCUGGUUUUUAAUUCCCAUCGUUAAAUGUGAUUUAAAUUAUCCCAUCAUCCUCGAUCUUGUUUCAGCUGGUAUUAAACUUCUAUUAAAUCAUUGGAUCUAUCGAUGGCUUCUUAUCUGUGAACCAAGCGAUAGUUAUGCCAGAAUGACUAUGUUCUAUCUAUUCAUCUGUACAAGUUUAUAUACAUUUGACAUGCAAAGUGCUCUCAUUCGACUUUUUACACGUAAUAAUUACACUCUUCUAUCAUAUAAUAAUUUUCCGUUUCUCUCACGAUCUCUUCGAGAAUUUUGGGGUUACCGCUAUAAUCGAAUUGUUGGUUCACUUCUCAAGGAAUCUGUUUUUGAACCAGUUCGUCGUUCAUUUUCUUUCUCGCCGACGAUCGCCGCUCUAACAAGUUUUACGUUAAGCGGUCUGCUUCAUGCUCAUAUAGCUGUUGCUGUCUUCAGUGCAUCCUCUCCAUUGCCUGCAUUAACCUUCUUUCUUUUACAAGGUGCUGUUUGCUGUGCAGAAACAGUUUUAUCAAUUAAUCUACCGAAACCGAUUGGAAUUGCAGUUACACACCUGUUUCUUCUUGUAACAGCGCCACUCUAUGUCGGAUUAUUUACCCGUGCCGGUCCUAACUACUUUGCACUCAAUCCGCCACCAUUAUUUAAUGCUAAAUGGUUGCCUCAAUUGCCCUUACCCAACUUUUGUCCAAAAUAA
Molecule: messenger RNA, 783 nt
Organism: Rotaria sordida
Lineage: Eukaryota; Metazoa; Rotifera; Eurotatoria; Philodinida; Philodinidae
Source: the annotation of a GenBank genome assembly